Molecule: messenger RNA, 771 nt
Organism: Adineta ricciae
Lineage: Eukaryota; Metazoa; Rotifera; Eurotatoria; Adinetida; Adinetidae
Source: the annotation of a GenBank genome assembly
AUGUUGCUCGUAUACGUUUCUCAACAAGGUACGAUUUGCUAUGGACUCUUUAUUUUUAUCAUCGGUGUAGUGGGUAAUGCAAUAAAUAUUUUUAUCUUUGGGAGUGUUCACAAGUAUCGUACAACAGUAUCCACAUUCUAUUAUCUUAUUGGUUCAAUUGUAAACUUUAUUUUAAUGUUUACUAAUGUAGGUAUGCGCAUUAUAUAUGAUGGAUUUGUUUUUGAGCCAGGUAGUAAUUCAAAUGCCGUGUGUAAAAUCAGACGAUUUUGCAAUAUUACAUUCGGUAUGAUGUCGCUAUGUUUCUCAUGUUUGGCAACAAUUGAUCAAUAUUUUGCUACAUCACCAAAUGUUCGUAUACGUAAUUGUAGUAAUAUUAAAUGGGCCCAUCGUAUUACAAUUAUUGUUAUUAUCAUUUGUUGUUUACAUGGUAUUCCUUACCUUAUCUUUGCUAAUCUUUCACCAGUCACCGGUGUUUGUCGAUAUAUAGAUGCUAUCUUCGAAGUUUACGUACCACUAUUCAUUGUGAUUGUGCUCGUCAUUAUAGUUGGCAUNUCCUAUAGUCCAGACGUUGCCCCAUCUGACUACGGUCUUUUCCGAUCAAUGCAGCACUUUAUGAAAGGUCGCCGAUUUGACUCAUUCGACGACGUUGAAGAAGCAUGUGAAGACUUUUUCAAUUCAAAGUCGAAGGAGUGGUACUUUGACCAAAUCCGAAAGCUUGCAGAUCGUUGGCAGAAGGUCGUGGACAAUGAUGGUCUUUAUUUUGAAGAAUAG